CCCAAAACAUCCUCCACGAUCUCGGACGACGAUAUAAUUGGCUUCUAAAGAACAGAGUUCGAGUGAUUAGCUCUAUUUUUCGAGCAUUGAUUGGGCUGAAAUAACGUGCAUUGAGAGUUACGGCAUUGAUUGUUGAGGUACUUGGUAACAGGCGCAGUCUCGUGACUUUCUGCGAAUUUCUAAAGUUCGAAACAAGUUGAAGGAUCAAAAAAAGAACACAUCUAGUCAUGGCUAAAGACAAGAAAAAGAAGGGCGAUAAGGCAGCUGUGAAAGCCGCCAAAGCAGCAAAGAAUGAAAAGAAGGCAGGGAAGAAAGAGAAGAAAGUGACGAGCAAAGCCCAAGAGAUGGAUUCAGACGACGAUUCUAUGGACCUUGAUGCCGUACUAGCACAAUAUGCUAAGGAGCAAGAACAAUACCAUGCCAUUACAGAGAUUACCUGCGAACCUCCAUCGGCCAGGACAUCGUCGACAAUCAUCGCAAAUCCCGCGAACGAGAAUGAAUUGCUCUUCUACGGCGGCGAAUACUUCAAUGGAGCGACGGCCCAAUUCUAUAACGAUCUUUUCGUAUACAACAUCAAGCAGGAUUCCUGGAAAAAGGUGACGAGUCCAAAUUCACCCCUUCCGCGAUCAGGCCAUGCGUGGUGUCGAGCGGCAAACACCAAGGACAUAUACCUAUUCGGCGGCGAGUUUAGUUCGCCUAAACAAGGCACAUUUUAUCACUACAAUGACUUCUGGCGUUUGGAUCCAACGAGUCGUGAGUGGACGCGUGUAGAAACUAAGGGCAAGGCAGCCGGACCUCCUGCCCGCAGUGGGCACCGAAUGGUUGCUUUCAAACAAUAUAUCAUCCUGUUCGGCGGCUUCCAGGACACCUCUGCAACGACCAAAUAUCUGAAUGAUGUCUGGAUUUAUGAUUGCACAAACUUUGCGUGGCACACUCCGAAAUUGCAGUCGGCGCGAGCCGUGCCAGAUGCGCGAUCCAGCUUCACAUUCUUGCCACAUGAUCAAGGUGCGGUGUUGUAUGGUGGAUAUUCCCGAGUAAAGGCAGCGGCAGCCAUGAACAAACAACAACAGGUAAAGGGGAAGAAGUCGAGCGGAGGCGGAGGUUCCUCACGCACCGUUCUCAAACCAAAGGUCCACGAAGACACAUGGUUCUUCCGCCUCACACCCCCACCAAGCGACGCGCCUGCAGCCACUCUUCCAACAGUCUCAUGGGAGCGCAGGAAGCGGCCCGCGAAUCCCCCUAAUCCUCCUCGAGCUGGGGCUACAAUGGCGUACCACAAAGGCCGUGGAAUUAUGUUUGGCGGCGUUCACGAUGUGGAAGAGAGUGAAGAAGGAAUUGAUUCGGAGUUCUUCAAUCAACUAUUCGUGUGGAACAUUGAGCGGAAUCGAUACAUGCCACUUACUAUCCGUCGGCCUAAAGCCAAUGCCGCCAAACGAGCAGCACAACAAGCCAACGUGUCCCGGAGAGGUCGAGGAAAGGCCGAUGAAGAGGAAUUGCUUGCAAAUCUCAAAGCACUCGAGAUGAAGGCUGGGGGGAAUGCGGCGGAUGAUUCAGAUGAGGAGGCGAAGAAGGAUGAAGAUGACGAAGAACCAGAAGAAGCUCGCCCUGAAAAGCCACGCCAUUUUGAAUUUCCACACCCUCGUUUCAAUGCAGCUCUCACAGUCCAAGCCGACACAUUGUACAUCUAUGGUGGAACAUUCGAAAAAGGCGAUCGCGAGUUCACCUUUGACGAGCUUUUCGCGAUCAACCUCAACCAUCUCGAUGGGGUGACUGAGGUCUUCAAACGUGAAUUGGAAGACUGGCAAGGUAGCGAUGAUGAGGCAGACUCAGAAGAAGAGGAGGAGGAUGAGGAGGACUCUGAUGACGAGGAUGAAGACAAAAGCGAAAUCUCUACGGCUCCGACUAGUGUUGCAUCGCCGGCUACACCUGCAAAAGAAAUGCCUGACGAGGAUAUUGGCACCACAGAAGAGAUCUCUGCACUCACCGAUACGCUACCACAUCCGCGACCUUUCGAGUCUUUGCGCGAUUUCUACGCAAGAAGUUCGGACCAGUGGCAAAACAUUGUCAUCGAGGAGCUUACGAAGUCUGUUAAAGGAAUUGAGAAAACGCCAAAGGAAAUCAAGAAAGCGGCAUUCGACCAGGCAGAAGAAAAAUGGUGGGACUGCAGGGAAGAAAUCCGUGCGUUGGAGGAUGAACAGGAAGCAGCAGGUAUCGGAGAGGUUGUUAGUCUGGCUGACAAGGUCGAGAGUGCUGGGGUUGGAGCAAGGAGGCGAUAAACAUGAUAGCCACUUCCUCUGCCUUAUCGUCAAUGCAAAACAUCCCAGAUUGAAGAAAUACUUUUGUCAUCCUCUGUGAAUAUAUCAAC
Messenger RNA from Aaosphaeria arxii CBS 175.79, 2365 nucleotides. RefSeq names its product kelch domain-containing protein 4. The transcript has a single exon. The coding region runs from base 228 to 2276 and encodes 682 amino acids. The record is from RefSeq and is a predicted model, not a curated record. Gene Ontology annotation, molecular function: protein binding. Lineage: Eukaryota; Fungi; Ascomycota; Dothideomycetes; Pleosporales.